This is a messenger RNA of Mugil cephalus (flathead mullet), 1267 nucleotides long. RefSeq names its product zona pellucida sperm-binding protein 3-like. Gene Ontology annotation, cellular component: extracellular matrix. Lineage: Eukaryota; Metazoa; Chordata; Actinopteri; Mugiliformes; Mugilidae. Gene Ontology annotation, molecular function: acrosin binding. The record is from RefSeq and is a predicted model, not a curated record. Bases 37 to 1062 code for a protein of 341 amino acids. The transcript is spliced from 9 exons. Gene Ontology annotation, biological process: positive regulation of acrosome reaction; egg coat formation; binding of sperm to zona pellucida.
AGCCCAUCAGUUCCAGCAAGUCUCGAUCAUUUAGUCAUGGUGACUCAUCUCUACCUAGGUGUCAUAAUCUUGUCUGUUUUUGCAACAACUGUUGCUAAUGCAGCUAUCCAAGUACAUUGUGGGGAAGGCUCGGUAGCUGUCACAUGGAGGAUCAGUGCAGAGUUUGUGCCGCAUGCGGCGCGACACUUCCUUGGAAAUUGCAAGCCGUCUCACUUAGAGGUUCUGCCGACUGGAGAGGGGAACGUGCUUUUCAACUACAACUUUGCUGACUGCAAAUUUAAAAAGCGGAUAAAAGGAAAGUACCUCAUCUAUCAAAAUGAAAUGAGUUACAGACCUCAUGCAAGGCCUAAACCUGCAGCUUCUGUGCACCACAUUGAAUGUGUUUAUAAAAGACCUGACGUAUGGGUUCCCCCUUUUUUGAACCCUGGAUCAGGCGUUUCUCAUGGUCAUGGGGGGCUGGUCUUCCAUAUGGCACUCCUUGAUGAGCAACUACAGGGCGUAGCGAAAACAAACGUCAUCCCCCUGGGCUCGUUCAUGCCAAUUUGGGCAUCAGUGGAGCAGAUGUCCCAUCAGCCGUUGCUACUGCUCAUGGAGGAAUGUGUGGCAGCCCCCACAGCCGAGAUCCACUCUGGUACCCAGGUUUACCCAAUAAUUGGCAACAAAGGGUGUCUUUUCGAAAGCAUGAGGGGAAACGCUAUGUUCCUCCCUCGGUACCACUCAUCUGCAAUCACACUCUACCUGCAGUCCUUCAAGUUUAGUCUGGGAGAGGAGGUGUACAUCCACUGUAAACUGGUUGCAUGGGAUCCUGAAGUUCUCGAUGAAACCAAGAAAGCGUGUCAUUAUGUAAAGGAAAAUGUGAGAUGGGAACUACUUGAUGAUCCGUUCCAGAGUUCUCUCUGCAGCUGUUGUGAUUCAACCUGCACGUCUCGGCACAGAAGAGGACUUGAAUGGGAUUCCCACAGUCUGAGUCACGUGUCUGUGUUGGGACCCCUCAUCAUUCUGGACCAGUCUGACUUGACUGCCAACAAAACAUCGGCUGCUGCAGCAAACUCAAAGGGUUAAUGAUCAACCCAAGUAGAAGCUCCUUAGACAUUUGCUGAAUGGACAAGAACUGUAAGGAUUUUUGAAGGUGUCCAACAUGGAAACAUAAUGCAGCACAAAGGAUAAAGUUUGUUUCUGCAGUGCAAGCUGAAGGAGACUCCUACACAACAGCAACAGAUCUCAAACUUCCUGAAAUGCAUCACAAGGCAAUAAACUUGACAUUUUA